This is a messenger RNA of Linepithema humile (Argentine ant), 1067 nucleotides long. RefSeq lists its product as uncharacterized. The record is from RefSeq and is a predicted model, not a curated record. NCBI's taxonomy places the organism in Eukaryota, Metazoa, Arthropoda, Insecta, Hymenoptera, Formicidae.
UAACAUUUUAACUUUCAUUUUGAAAAAGGAUUUAUGUGUACUUUUUUAUAGAAAUAUGUAAAAUUACACGAAAAACAUAUGUGCAAACUAUUCUGUACAACCCACGUGUGUGAAAGCUUCAACUACCAUCUUUCGUCAACUUCGCGCAACACUUGCGUUCUACCAACGAUCAUCCUGUCGAUAAGAAACAUCUUUAGACACGAUACGGAUCAUUUCGUACCUAGGCGUCAACCGUGCCGAAUCGACUUCAUUAUGCCAGCCUACAGGUGGGUGAACCGUUCCGGCGGUCAAUCGCUGCCAGAAAACGCGGUCAACGGUGGCCGCGACUCUGACGGAUGCUUGAUUUAUGUCGGCAGAGCUUUCCACGCUGGUGACAUGUUGCCAGCGAAAGUGCUUCCCGAUAAGAACGUCGCUUACGUUAGUCACAACGGCGAAGAACAUCCCAAAGAUAAUUUUGACGUUCUUUGCCAAGGCGAAUUUGCAUGGGAAUUCUGCCGCGACGGUGAAGUGCCAACGGAUGCUGUAAUCGCCGGUCAAACAGCGGACGGAGAACCUCUAUACGUUGGCCGUGUCCUCCAUAGUGGAGCUCAAACGGUUGGCAAGGUACAACGAAGUCACGGAUGCCUGUACAUCCCGUUCGAUGGCGAAGAGUUAUCGUUCAAGGAUUACGAAGUGCUCGUCAUGCAUUAACUCGAUUGAAGAUGCUGUAAUACGCAUUUCAUACACGGUCAAAGUUAAUUGAGUUCAAGCAACAACCUCCAAACAAGCAGCUGAAGCAUAAAGAGCCACAUGGAAAAUUAUUGCGCACCGUUUUUUUAUAUUUGCACAAAUCCAUUGAAAUAAAACUAUUAAAUCCGGACAAUUAUUUCCCAUAUUUCGAACGAGCAAUAAAUAAUUUGCAUCGUAGCAUUAUUUAACAAUUCAUACUGUUAUUUAUUAUUUAGCAGUAUAAUUUAUUAUAUCAAUUAAUAUUGUGGCAAAUUUUAAAUGUUUCUUACUAACACAAAUAUCUAUGAUAAGACAUCCUAUUAAUUGUGAUAAUAAAUCGCUACUAUUUCCUUCUCUUA